This is a messenger RNA of Heterocephalus glaber (naked mole-rat), 1866 nucleotides long. RefSeq names its product Thy-1 cell surface antigen (gene Thy1). Gene Ontology annotation, cellular component: focal adhesion; myelin sheath; dendrite. Gene Ontology annotation, molecular function: GTPase activator activity; integrin binding. NCBI's taxonomy places the organism in Eukaryota, Metazoa, Chordata, Mammalia, Rodentia, Bathyergidae. Gene Ontology annotation, biological process: positive regulation of focal adhesion assembly; cell adhesion; integrin-mediated signaling pathway. The record is from RefSeq and is a predicted model, not a curated record.
AGCCACCUCCUCCCGGGCCCCCCGCCACCCCCGUCCUCUCCCCUCAGCCUCUCAUUGGCUGAGCCCCGGGCCCUCCCCGUCCCCCUCUCCCCCACCCCUAGUGAAAACUGCGGGCUCGGUGCAGGGUGCAGCAACUGGAGGAGGCAGCAUCGCGUCCAGAGGAAGCUGCAGCGGCGGAGGACGGGGCCCAGAUCCAGGACUGAGCUUUUGGCACCAUGAACCCAGCCAUCGGCAUCGCCCUCCUGUUGGCAGUCUUGCAGGUGUCCCGAGGGCAGAAGGUGACCAGCCUAACAGCCUGCCUGGUGAACCAGACCCUUCGUCUGGACUGCCACCAUGAGAAUACCACCACUUUGCCCGUCCAGUACGAGUUCAGCCUGACCCGUGAGAAAAAGAAGCAUGUGCUGUUUGGCACUAUGGGGGUGCCUGAGCAUGCAUACCGCUCCCGGACCAACCUGACCGGCAAUUACAACCUCAAGGUUCUCUACUUAGCCAACUUCACCAACAAGGAUGAGGGGACCUACACAUGUGAACUGCGCAUCUCUGGCCAGCAAUCCAUCCCCAACUAUAAGAAUGUCUCUGUGCUCAGAGACAAACUGGUCAAGUGUGAAGGCAUAAGCCUGCUGGCGCAGAAUACUUCAUGGCUGUUGCUGCUCCUGCUCUCGCUCUCCCUCCUCCAGGCCACAGAUUUCGUUUCCCUGUGACUGUGUGGGCCCAUGGAGAUACAGGAAGCAAGCCUCAAGGCCCAGUGCAGAGGUCCUGCUCCUCUGAGUUGGCUGACCCCCUCCCCAGCCCCUAUUGGGGAGUAAAAGCGACCCCACCCCCUAUAAGGAACCCCAGUGCUGCAUGCCAUCAUCUAGCCUCUUCCCCCUCUCUGCACACCACUGGCUGUCUUUUUGUACUCUUUUCCAGAGCUGCUUCUGUCUGUUUUAUUUAGGGGUUAUCCUUCCUUUUCUUUGGGAGUGUGUGGCAAAGGAAGCCAGGAUAGGGGACCAGAUGGAGACUGAGGGCAUGUGAUGGGAGUGGAGUGGAGGAUACCAGUUCCUGGGGAAUGAUCAUCCUUGCCCACCGGGACCAGAAGCCUGGGAGAGACCUGGAUGAGGAGGGAGUGGUGUGUCUGGGCCUAACCCAGAUAUGCUCUGUGCUGAGACCCUUCCCAGCAGGCAGGGUGGCACCUUCAGACCCCAGGUGUGUGGGCUCCAUGAGCAUGUGUGACUCCUCACAUGAAGGUGAGCUAAGUGUCUCCAGGAGCAUUCUCAGCCACAGCAGAAAAAUUCCCUCUGGCCACUAUAGAAGUUCCCUAGGGCCUUGGGCCAGGGUUGCCACCCACUGAAGAUGCAGAUUCAGUGGGGAGCAGCAGCACUAAUACAAGGUUGCGGGAGGGGGCAGAUAGUGAGGGUCCAAUGGCUCUCCCCACCUCAGGAAGCUGAAAUCGUGAGCCUGCUGUCCUUCACUGCUGCACCACCAGUUGAGAGGGUGAUAGAGGAGGACAAUGGCCCCCAGCUGUCCCAAGCUCCCAAGAGCUCUGCCCUACAGGGGUUAUCUGGAAUACCACAGAGUUUGGACCAAGUUUCCAAGGGAGGCUCUUCCUUCCUCGCCUAUCACUGCUGACCUCUGCAGGCUGGGCCCCAACCCCCAGAUAGCCCUUGCACUGAAGGCCUAGCUCCUCGAAGACCUCGGGGGACCUGAGACAGGCCCUGGAGUGACACCCCAGGGUGGCACACUCCUUGGGAGAUGGCUUUUCCCAACACCCAGCUCCCCACCCGGUGGCUCUGCCUGUUGUGUGACUGUUUGUAGUGCCACCACAGCUUCUGGCAUCUCAUUGAGGAAAAAGAAAACUGCACAAUAAAACCAAGCCUCUGGAGUCUG